Oryza brachyantha (malo sina) is the source of this 3277-nucleotide messenger RNA. RefSeq names its product putative disease resistance RPP13-like protein 3. The record is from RefSeq and is a predicted model, not a curated record. The coding region runs from base 94 to 3090 and encodes 998 amino acids. NCBI's taxonomy places the organism in Eukaryota, Viridiplantae, Streptophyta, Magnoliopsida, Poales, Poaceae. Gene Ontology annotation, molecular function: ADP binding. Gene Ontology annotation, biological process: defense response to other organism. The transcript has 4 exons.
GCAAGCUGUAUUCCUCUUACUCCUGCUGCCAUUGCCAUUGCCAGAGCCAGAGCUAGCCCAGAGAGCCCGAGUUUCGCAGGAGUAAGCGGCGAGAUGGCGGAGACGGUGCUGAGCAUGGCGAGGUCCAUGCUGGGGAGCGCCAUCAGCAAGGCGGCGGCGGCCGCCGGCGAAGAGAUGAGCUUGCUCAUGGGUGUGCAGAAGGAGAUCUGGUUCAUGAAAGAUGAGCUGGGAACAAUGCAAGCGUUCCUGAUAGCCGCUGAAGCAAUGAAGAAGAAGGACCUACUUCUGAAGGUGUGGGCUGAGCAAGUAAGGAGCUUGUCCUAUGAUAUUGAAGAUUGUCUCGAUGAGUUUAUGGUCCAUGUGGGAAACCAAAGUCUCUUGCAGCAAUUGAUAAAUCUCAAAGGCCGUCACCGAAUUACUGUCAAGAUUCGAAACCUCAAAUCAAGAGUUGAAGAAGUGAGCUGCAGGAACACACGCUACAACUCAAUCAAGAUGGAGGCAAGCAACACCUUUGAUGAGACUGACUCCAUGGACGAUGUUUGCAAUCAUUCUCCUAGCAACAUUGAAGAAGCAAAGCUUGUAGGCUUUGACACCUCCAAAAAGGAGCUACUUGACAAGAUAAGCAUCGAUGCCGAUGAUGAUGGUCAUUGUUGGGUGCUUUGUGUGGUUGGCAUGGGAGGAUUGGGUAAGACUACUCUGGUAAGGAAGAUCUUUGAAAGCAAAGAAGACAUUGAAAAGAAAUUUCAAUAUCGUGCUUGGAUCGUGGUGUCACAGUCAUUUUCAAUGAUAGAGAUGCUCAAAGAUAUGAUUAAUCAACUUUUAGGUGGUCUUUCAUUGAUGGAAUGCUUGGAAGGACUCAAAGGGAAGGCAAUACGAGCACACGACCUUGGUACAUAUCUGCGAGAUCAGCUGAAAGAACAAAGGUACUUCGUUGUUUUUGAUGACUUGUGGAACACACAUGACUGGGAAAGGAUUAAGAAAAUUGCUUUCCCUGGUACAAACAACAAAAGGAGUCGGAUAAUAGUAACAACUAGAUUAGAUGAUGUAGCUAAUUCGUGCACCACUGAACCAUUUGUCUACCGCCUAAAACUCCUAGAGAAGGAAUGUGCCAUAGAUUUGAUGCUGAUGAAAAUAAGGAAAAACAAAGAAGACAUGGAGAAUGAUGACAAGCUGAAGAACAUAGUUACAGAACUAGUGAAAAAGUGUGGUUGUUUACCACUUGCCAUAGUAACGAUAGGAGCAAUGUUUGCUAAUAAACAUUCAUCAAAGUGGGAAGAAAUGUGCAGCCAGCUUCCUUCAGAGCUUGAGAGCAACCCAAGUCCUGAGGCAAUAAGGAGAGUGGUGACCCUAAGCUUUAACCAUCUGCCAUCUCAUCUUAAGCCUUGCUUUCUAUACCUAAGCAUUUUUCCUGAGGAUUUUGAAAUUAAAAGAUGGCAUUUGGUAAACAGAUGGAUAGCAGAGGGGUUGGUUAGAGCUAGGGUUGGGAAGACCCUUAGUGAUGUCGGGGAAAGUUACUUUGAUGAGCUAAUUAGCCGAAGCAUGAUUCAACCGUCAAGAGUAAAUGUGGAAGGAUGUGUUAAGAGGUGUCGGGUCCAUGAUAUCAUGCGUGAUAUUAUAGUCUCAAUUUCUAAAGAGGAGAAGUUUGUUUACUCAAUAGGAGAUAAUUUGCCUGCAAUAGUAGUGGAUAAGUUCCGUCAUGUGUCAUACCAUGGAAACAACUACCCAAUAGUAGGAAUGAAUUUCAGCCGUGUUCGAUCGUUAACUAUCUUUGGUGAGUUUGGUCAGAGAUCCAUGGUGUUUGGCUCAUCAAUUUGUUCUCCUCAAUUUACGAUGCUAAGAGCCUUGGAUUUAGAAAAUGCAGACCUUCCAUUGACACAAAAAGAUAUAAACAACAUAGGGUUGCUACGACACUUGACAUAUUUGAAUAUGAGUACUGUAAGGUGGCCAUAUUUUUAUGCACUCCCAAGAUAUAUAGGGAAAUUACAGAACUUACAAGUUUUGGACAUAAGGUAUAGUGAAGUUUCUAUACUACCAACUGAUAUCAGUAAACUCCUUAUGCUCCGUAUCCUCCGUUGCAGCAAGGCAGGUUUUUACGGCUAUUUUGACCCAGAUGAACCGAUAGAAUGCUUGAAGUAUACGUUUGGCAUGCCCUUGCUUUUGACACCAUUAGUUGGUUCUACAGAACGCAAAAGAAUUAUUGCUGAGCUUCAUAGAGCCUACUCUAGCCAUUGGUCAAAGACAUGGGGUGUGAGGGUACCAACAGGAAUCAGCAAAUUAAAGGAGUUACAGGUCUUAGAGGUCAUAGACAUGAAACUAACUAAAAGCAAAGCAAUUCAAGAGCUGGGUGAACUUCAUCGGCUGCAAAAAUUAUGGGUGACAACAAAGGGUGCACAGGACAGCAAGCUCAAGAUACUCUGUGAAGCUAUAGAGAAGCUAUCCUCCCUCCGAUCUCUCCGUGUUGAUGGGACACUUGAGUGGCUGGCUCCUUCCAAUUUCUCACCUCCUCCCCUGCUGAGAAAGCUCAAGUUGAACGGAUGUAUGAGCGUUUUGCCUGAAUCUUUUAGGGACCUCAAGCAGCUGCGGAAGAUUUAUUUGUAUGAAAGCAAACUAGAUGGCAGAGCCAUAGAGAUACUUGGGAGACUGCCCAACCUCAUGCUUCUAGCUCUCGAGUCGGAUGCAUAUGUUGGGAAGAAAUUACCUCUCAAGGAGAAGGAGUUCCCAAAUCUCAAGGUACUUUGUAUUUGGCACAUGGCAGAACUAAGAGGUAUAAGAUUUGAGAAGGGCGCCUCGCCCCUCAUGGAAAGAAUAGAAAUGUCAUGGUGCGAGUUGAAAUCAGGGAUUGUUGGCAUCAAGCACCUUGAACAGCUUAAGGAGAUUUCACUUGAAUUUCGAUGUAAGGUGGCUGCGCUCCAUCUUCUGGAAGAGGAAGUGAAGGCACACCCCAGGAAACCAGCAUUGUGGCUGCCUGAGGACCGAAACGACACUGACUUGGGGAGCCCGGUAGUCUUGACAGAAGAUGAAGGCUCCGAUGGUGAAGCAACGGAAUCCAUCCAUAACGAUGCCGGAGAGUGCUCGCAAGUGAUCGUCUGAUCACCGUGAUGGCAGCGAAGAUGAUUGACGCGCGCGUUCUUCUUCACCUGGGCGACGACUGACCAUGGUGGCUGCUCUCUAUCGAGUUCCCUCUUGCUAUACAACUCCUGCUCUGGUUUGGAGGCACUGCUCCAGUGAAUCUCGCUGCUUUUGUUGGGAACAGAGUUUGACAUUCCAUUUGGAUGAA